AUGGCUCUUAGUGCCCGGUGUGGGCAGCGGUCACUAACAUCCCUGCUGAGACAGCGAUGCAUAUCCACCGCUGAACAGAACGCCCGACUCCUCGCGCCAGCCCGAGCCUUCUCGACCAGGUCCGCCAGAGAUAUACUUGCUCGCUCACAGACGCUGCAGAAGUCGGCCUCAUGGCGGUCCUCGCGGCAGUUCUCGCUGACGGCGCGCAGUCUGGCGGCCGGCCAGGAAGCUCCCAGCGCGCAGUCAUACCUGGCCAGCGGGGCCGUCAAGGGCUCCGGACAGCUGGUGGACGUCAAGAAGGUGCUGGUUAUCGGGAGUGGAGGACUGAGCAUCGGACAGGCCGGUGAAUUCGACUACUCUGGAUCACAAGCUCUCAAGGCACUCAAGGAAGCUGGCGUAAAGUCAGUCCUCAUCAACCCGAACAUUGCGACUAUCCAGACCGACCACAAGCUCGCAGACGAGGUCUACUAUCUACCCGUCACCCCAGAGUACGUCACCUACGUGAUCGAGCGGGAGCAGCCCGAUGGCAUCUUCCUGACCUUCGGAGGCCAGACGGCCCUCAACCUGGGCGUCCAGAUGAACCGCAUGGGCACCUUUGAGCGGUACGGCGUCAAGGUGCUCGGAACGAGCAUCAAGACGCUCGAGACCAGCGAGGACCGUGACCUCUUCUCCAAGGCCCUCAACGAGAUCAACAUCCCAAUUGCAGAGUCCAUCGCUGUCAGCACCGUCGACGAUGCCCUGGAAGCUGCUGGCAAGAUCGGAUACCCCAUCAUCGUCCGUUCAGCCUACGCCCUAGGUGGUCUGGGGUCGGGUUUUGCAAACAACCCGGAUGAGCUGAGAGACCUGUCCUCCCGAUCUCUCACCCUCGCUCCCCAGAUCCUCGUUGAGAAGUCCCUGAAGGGAUGGAAGGAGGUCGAGUACGAGGUCGUCCGUGACGCGAGCAACAACUGCAUUACCGUCUGCAACAUGGAGAACUUUGACCCUCUCGGCAUCCAUACCGGAGACAGCAUCGUCGUCGCACCCAGUCAGACCCUCUCUGACGAGGAAUACCACAUGCUCCGAACGGCUGCCAUCAAGAUCGUUCGCCAUCUCGGCGUCGUGGGAGAGUGUAAUGUCCAGUAUGCCCUCCAGCCAGACGGUCUAGACUACAGAGUCAUCGAGGUCAACGCCCGUCUUUCUCGAUCUUCCGCCCUGGCUUCCAAGGCCACCGGUUACCCGCUCGCAUACACCGCAGCCAAGAUCGGGCUCGGCCAUACCCUGCCAGAGCUACCUAAUGCCGUUACAAAGACUACGACCGCCAACUUCGAGCCUAGCUUGGACUAUAUCGUCACCAAGAUCCCGCGAUGGGAUCUGAGCAAGUUCCAGCACGUCAAGCGUGAUAUCGGAAGUUCCAUGAAGUCCGUCGGAGAGGUCAUGGCUAUCGGCAGGACGUUUGAAGAGUCGUUCCAAAAGGCUAUUCGACAGGUUGACCCGGGCUUCAUCGGUUUCCAGGGUGACAAGUUCGAGAACCUAGAUGAUGUUCUCAAGAACCCGACUGAUCGCAGAUGGCUUGCUGUUGGCCAGGCUAUGCUUCAUGAAGGAUACUCUGUCGACAAGGUCCAUGAGCUCAGCAAGAUCGAUAAAUGGUUCUUGUACAAGCUGCAGAAUAUCGUGGACAUGCACAAGGCGUUGCAGGAUAUCGGAAGCUUGUUCGGCAUCCAGAAGAGUAUCAUGCUCGAUGCUAAGAAGAUGGGUUUCUCUGAUAAGCAGAUUGCCCUCUGUGUCGGCUCUACUGAAGACGAUGUUCGUGCUCGCCGAAAGGGCUUCGGUAUCCGUCCGUGGGUGAAGAAGAUUGAUACCCUGGCCGCUGAAUUCCCAGCUGAUACUAACUACCUCUACACUACCUACAAUGCUUCAUCGCACGACGUCACCUUCGAUGACCACGGUACCAUCAUUCUUGGAAGCGGAGUCUACAGAAUCGGAAGCUCCGUCGAGUUCGACUGGUGUGCCGUCAACGCUACUCUCUCCUUGAGAAAGAUGGGCAAGAAGACAGUCAUGAUCAACUAUAACCCCGAAACCUACUCGACCGACUUCGACACCGCCGACAAGCUCUACUUUGAAGAACUCAGCUACGAACGAGUCAUGGACAUCUACGAGCUCGAGAAUGCCAGCGGCGUCGUCGUCUCCGUCGGUGGCCAGCUUCCUCAGAACAUCGCCCUCCGACUCCAGGAGACUGGCGGCGCAAAGGUUCUCGGAACCGAUCCCAAGGAUAUCGACAAGGCUGAGGACCGUCACAAGUUCUCUCAGAUCUUGGAUAGUAUCGGUGUCGACCAGCCUGCAUGGAAGGAACUUACUUCCGUUACUGAGGCAGAGGCCUUUGCUGAUUCCGUCGGAUACCCCGUCCUAGUCCGACCCAGCUACGUUCUCUCCGGAGCUGCGAUGAGCGUCAUCUACAGCAAGGACGAACUCAAGAACAAGCUCCUCUCUGCCAGCUCCGUGUCUCCCGACCACCCCGUCGUCAUCACCAAAUUCAUCGAAGGUGCCGAAGAGAUCGAUGUCGACGCCGUUGCUUCGUCAGGUAAACUCAUCCUCCACGCCGUCAGCGAACAUAUCGAAGCCGCAGGCGUCCACUCCGGAGAUGCCACUCUCGUCCUCCCACCAGCCAACCUGGAAGAAUCCAUCAUGGCCCGCGUCAAGGAAAUCGCAGAAAAGGUCGCCAAAGCAUGGAGCAUCACCGGCCCAUUCAACAUGCAAAUCAUCAAAGCCAAGAACCCCGACGGCGGCGAACCUCUUCUCAAAGUCAUCGAGUGCAACCUUCGUGCUUCCCGCUCAUUCCCCUUCGUUAGCAAAGUACUAGGCACAAACUUCAUCGACGCAGCCACCAAGGCGCUCGUAGGCCGCGACGUCCCCGAACCCGUCGACCUCAUGGCCGAGAAACGAAACUACCUCGCUACCAAAGUGCCUCAGUUCAGCUGGACUCGACUUGCUGGCGCCGACCCAUUCCUCGGCGUCGAAAUGGCUAGUACGGGAGAAAUCGCCUGUUUCGGCAAAGACCUCAUUGAAGCAUACUGGGCCUCGCUGCAGUCGACCAUGAACUUCCGCAUGCCUGAACAGGGCGAAGGUCUCCUCUUCGGCGGUGACACUGACAUGGUCGAAUUGCCUAAGAUAGUCGACUAUCUUCACCCACUCGGUUACAAGCUGUUCGUUGCAAGUGACAAGGUGAAACAGUUCCUUGAAUCCAACGCCAAGGCCAAGGACCUGAACAUUGAAGUCAUCGAGUUUCCCAAGCAAGAUAAACGUGCCUUGCGAGAGGUUUUUGAGAAAUAUGAUAUUCGCGGAGUAUUCAAUGUCGCCAAGGCGCGAAGCAAGCAUCUCCUCGAUGAGAACUAUGUCAUGCGACGAAACGCAGUUGACUUUGGAGUGCCGCUCUUCAUGGAACCGAAGACUGCCCUCCUCUUCGCCCAGUGUAUGAGUGAGAAGCUCCCCCGAAAGGAGGGAAUCCCAGACGAAGUUCGCAGCUGGUCAAACUUCGUUGGAAGAAAAUUAGUGUAA
Messenger RNA from Arthroderma uncinatum, 3531 nucleotides. Its product is annotated as carbamoyl-phosphate synthase. Gene Ontology annotation, molecular function: ATP binding; metal ion binding; aspartate carbamoyltransferase activity. Gene Ontology annotation, cellular component: cytosol; cytoplasm. The transcript is spliced from 3 exons. NCBI's taxonomy places the organism in Eukaryota, Fungi, Ascomycota, Eurotiomycetes, Onygenales, Arthrodermataceae. The record is from RefSeq and is a predicted model, not a curated record. The coding region runs from base 1 to 3531 and encodes 1176 amino acids. Gene Ontology annotation, biological process: UTP biosynthetic process; L-citrulline biosynthetic process; 'de novo' pyrimidine nucleobase biosynthetic process.